Oreochromis aureus is the source of this 7799-nucleotide messenger RNA. It is a transcript of the gene kif21a, whose product is annotated as kinesin family member 21A. The transcript is spliced from 34 exons. Gene Ontology annotation, molecular function: microtubule binding; ATP binding; microtubule motor activity. Gene Ontology annotation, biological process: mitotic spindle organization; microtubule-based movement. Lineage: Eukaryota; Metazoa; Chordata; Actinopteri; Cichliformes; Cichlidae. Bases 427 to 5139 code for a protein of 1570 amino acids. The record is from RefSeq and is a predicted model, not a curated record.
GACACGGAGGGGCGCGCGCACAUGUACGAGUGUGUUUGAACCAAUGAACGCGUACGCGCGCGCCAUUGGCUCACCGGCAGCCGGAGUGGCAGUGUGCAGACGGGCUCGAGUCGGAGCAUCUGGGCCCAGCUGCGCAGAGAUGCAGCGUACGUAGACGCAACAUGCGGGCACACCACCGCGGCUCUUCCCCGAUAUCAUGGUUAAAACACCGUUAAGAUAGGUUGUUGUGGGUUUUAUUUGUUUUUUUAAUGGCGGCGCUGAAAUCGAGGUGAUCCGCUCGCCAGCGGGAGUAUAGUGCGCACUCCUUUCUCGUUUUUUUUUGUUUUUUUUUUUGUUUUUUUUUUGCUGGGGCUAGUAGUCAACGCAGAUAAAUCCGCUCUAUUAUUAUUUUUUCUUCUUCUUCUACCUGCUAUUGCAUAAGGAAUCAUGACAACGGGACAGGAUGAAAGCUCUGUCCGUGUGGCAUUGAGGAUUCGUCCUCAGCUGGCCAGGGAGAAGAUUGAGGGAUGUCACAUCUGUACGUAUGUGAUGCCUGGAGAGCCCCAGGUGAUCCUGGGGAAAGACAAGGCCUUCACCUACGACUUUGUGUUUGAUAUGGACUCGCAGCAGGAGACCAUCUACGGUACCUGCACAGAGAAGCUGAUCGAAGGCUGUUUCGAGGGCUACAAUGCCACUGUGUUUGCAUAUGGACAGACUGGUUCAGGGAAGACAUACACCAUGGGGACUGGCUUCGAUGUCAACAUAGUAGACGAAGAGCUGGGUAUCAUCCCCCGUGCGGUCCACCACCUCUUCAAGGGCAUUGAAGAGCGCCGGCGGACCGCCCAGGAGCAGGGACGUCCUGUACCAGAGUUUAAAAUCAACGCACAGUUCCUUGAGCUUUACAACGAGGAAGUUCUGGACCUGUUUGACUCAACUCGAGACAUGAAACAGAAAUCUCACAUUAAGAUCCAUGAAGAUGCCAACGGAGGAAUCUACACAGUGGGAGUGACCACACGGACGGUGUCCUCCGAGGCUGAGAUGAUGCAGUGCCUGAAACUGGGGGCUCUGUCUCGCACCACAGCCAGCACUCAGAUGAACGUCCAAAGCUCCCGAUCUCAUGCCAUCUUCACCAUCCACCUGUGCCAAGUCCGCGUCUGUGCCUCUGACAAUCAAGAAAAUGACACUGAUAAUCGAGUCACCAACGGUAACUCUGAGAUGGACGAGUAUGAGACACUGACGGCCAAGUUUCACUUUGUGGACUUGGCCGGUUCGGAGCGGCUGAAAAGAACUGGAGCGACGGGUGAUCGAGCCAAAGAGGGCAUCUCCAUUAACUGUGGACUGCUCGCUCUGGGGAAUGUAAUCAGCGCUCUGGGUGACCGGGGCAAGCGGGCCUCACACGUGCCUUACAGAGACUCCAAACUCACCCGACUCCUGCAGGACUCAUUAGGAGGAAACAGCCAAACGGUGAUGAUUGCAUGCAUCAGUCCAUCUGACCGUGACUUCAUGGAAACUUUGAACACAUUAAAAUAUGCGAACAGAGCCCGGAACAUCAAGAACAAGGUGAUGGUGAACCAAGACAAGGCCAGCCAGCAGAUCAGCGCUCUGAGGACGGAAAUAGCUCGACUGCAGAUGGAGCUCAUGGAGUAUAAGACGGGUAAGCGUUUGGUGGGUGAGGACGGUGUGGAAAGCUUGAGUGACAUGUUCCACGAAAACUCCAUGCUGCAGACGGAGAACAGCAACCUGAGGGUGAGGGUGAAGGCCAUGCAGGAGACCAUCGAUGCUCAGCGGGCACGACUCACCCAACUGCUCAGUGACCAGGCCAACCAGACCCUCGCCCGUGCAGGUGAAGGAGGCACAGAGGAAAUUGGAAACAUGAUUCAGAGUUACAUUAAAGAGAUUGAAGACCUUCGGGCAAAACUCCUGGAGAGCGAGGCUGUCAGUGAGAAUUUGAGGAAGAAUCUGUCCCGUGCCUCCAACCGUCAGUCAUUCUAUGGAGGGUCCAGCUCCUUUUCCUCCACUCUUCUGGCCCCCGAGAAGGAGACUGCUGACAUCAUCGAACUCGCUAAGAAAGAUCUGGAGAAACUGAAGAAACGAGAAAAGAAGAAGAAGAAAAGCGUCAACAAAGAAGAAGUUCCUGACAAUGAGCAAGAAAAGGGUACAGAGAAGGAAAUGACAGAGAGGGCCAGUGAGGACACGGAAAUGGAGGUCCAGGAGGGCAGUGACCAUGAGGAGGGAGAAGGAGAGGAAGAGGAAGAAGAGGAGGAGGAAGAGAUGGAUGUAGAGGAGAGCUCUGAUGACUCUGACUCAGAGUCAGAUGAAAAAGAGAAUUACCAGGCAGAUCUGGCCAACAUCACCUGUGAGAUUGCCAUUAAACAGAAGCUGAUUGACGAACUGGAGAACAGCCAGCGUCGUCUACACACACUGAAACAGCAGUACGAACAGAAGCUGAUGAUGCUGCAGUGCAAGAUCCGAGACACCCAGCUGGAGAGGGACCGCGUCCUCCAAAACAUGAGUUCGGUAGAAACUGGUACAGAGGACAAGGCUCGCAAAAUCAAGGCUGAAUAUGAGAAGAAGCUGAGCAUCAUGAACAAGGAGCUUCAAAAGCUCCAGUCAGCCCAGAAGGAGCAUGCCCGCCUACUCAAGAACCAAUCACAGUACGAGAAACAGCUGAAGAAGCUUCAGAUGGAUGUGGCAGAAAUGAAGAGGACUAAGGUCCGUCUUAUGAAGCAGAUGAAGGAGCAACAGGAGAAGAACAGGAUGAACGAGUCUCGCAGAAACCGAGAAAUAGCUUCUUUGAAGAAGGACCAGCGCAAGCAGGAGCAUCAGCUAAAGUUGCUGGAGGCUCAGAAAAGACAGCAGGAGCUUAUUCUGAGGAGGAAGACUGAGGAGGUGACAGCUCUGAGGAGGCAGGUCAGGCCUACCUCGGGUAAGGUGAUCCGAAGGGUCAAUCUUCCAGAACCAGUCCAGGACUCCUCACACAGACCCCCGUCUGGACGCAUGUACUCCUCCAGCACCAGUGCUCCCAAUGGCACUUGGUCUUCUUACAGGCGCACAGGAAGUGUUUACAGCACCAGAAUGGCUCGUAACAAAUGGCAGUCCCUGGAGCGGCGGAUCUCUGAUGUCAUCAUGCAGAGGAUGACCAUCUCUAAUAUGGAAACCGACAUGAACCGCCUUCUCAAGCAAAGGGAGGAGCUCACCAAGCGCAAGGAGAAGGUCCUCAGGAAGAGGGACCGGUUGCUCAGAGAGGGGCCAGAGGCAGAGAAGACUGUUCUUCCCAUCAAUGAGGAAGUGGAAGCAUUGACAGCCAACAUUGACUAUAUUAAUGACAGUAUUGCAGAUUGUCAGGCCAACAUCAUGCAGAUGGAGGAAACCAAGGAGGAAGGUGACACUGUGGACGUCUCUGCUGUGAUUGGUUCCUGUACUCUGACAGAGGCUCGUUUUCUCCUUGAUCACUUCAUGUCAAUGGCAAUUAACAAGGGCCUGCAGGCAGCUCAGAGGGAGUCUCAGGUGAAGGUGAUGGAGGGCAGAUUGAAGCAGACUGAGAUUACCAGCGCCACACAGAACCAGCUGCUCUUUCACAUGCUGAAGGAGAAAGCAGAGUUUAACCCAGAGCUGGACGCGCUGCUGGGGAAUGCUUUGCAAGAGCUAGGUAACAUCCCGCCUGAAAACGGGGACGAUAGCAGCAGUGAUGAAUCGGCCCAGAGCCCCUCUGCAGAGGGAAACACUCUGGCUACAGAUUUCAUGAAACUUUGUGGAGAGACCAAAACAAGGAAUAAGGCUCGCAGGAGGACAACCACUCAGAUGGAGUUGCUCUACGCUAACAGUGACUCUGCACCUGACGCACCUACUGUCGACUUUUCUAGUCCGAUGUUGCCGUUAGCUGAAACACCAGAUGCGGGCGGAGACAUGGACUUGUCAGGCUCAGUCAGGGACUACGCAGCUCUCUCCCCUGGCUUUUCCUCUAAAAUGGGCAGCAUUUCUGGCUCCAGAAAUCUGCCAGGCGUGGAAAAGCGAGCUCCUGAGCCUUCCCCACUCUCGCGCAGGAAGACCUAUGACAAGGCACAAGCAGCGGCUGAAAGGGCAAAGGUCAAGGACAUUAAACAGGGCGUCAUUAACCCGGUCCCACCCACCAAGAGCAGCCGGUCGUCGACAUUACAGUGUGUUCACGUGGCGGAGGGACACAGUAAAGCUGUUUUAUGUGUUGACUGCACUGACGACCUGCUGUUCACAGGAUCCAAAGACCGGACCUGUAAGGUGUGGAAUCUGGUGACGGGUCAGGAGAUAAUGUCUCUAGCAGGUCACCCCAACAAUGUGGUGUCAGUCCGUUAUAGCUCUAGUUUGGUCUUUACUGUCUCUACCUCCUACAUCAAAGUCUGGGACAUUCGGGACUCGGCCAAAUGCAUCCGCACACUAACGUCUUCUGGUCAAGUUAAUGUUGGGGAUGCCUGUGCGUCCAACACCAGCCGGACAGUCACCAUCCCUGCAGGAGAGAACCAGAUCAACCAGAUUGCGCUCAACCCCAACGGCACAGUCCUGUACGCUGCUGCUGGAAACUCUGUCAGGGUCUGGGACCUGAGAAGGUUUGCCUCUACUGGAAAGCUUACUGGUCACCUUGGUCCAGUUAUGUGCUUGACUGUGGAUCAGUCUGGAAACAACCAAGACCUGGUUAUCACUGGCUCCAAGGACCAUUACAUUAAGCUGUUUGACGUGACUGAAGGCUCUCUGGGAAGCAUCAGCCCUACACACAACUUUGAACCACCACAUUAUGACGGUAUCGAGUCUCUGGUAAUCCAAGGGGACAUUUUCUUCAGCGGCUCCCGAGACAAUGGCAUCAAAAAGUGGGACCUAAACCGUAAAGACCUACUGCAGCAAGUCCCAAAUGCUCACCGUGACUGGGUUUGUGCACUUGGUGUCGUCCCUGGAUCACCAGCCCUGCUGAGUGGAUGCAGAGGCGGGGUGCUCAAGCUGUGGCACACAGACACUCUAGGGACACUGGGAGAGCUCAAGGGUCACGAGAGCCCCAUCAACAGCAUCUCUGCCAACAGCAGCCACCUGUUCACCGCCUCCGAUGAUCGGACUGUGAAGAUCUGGCGUGCACGUGGUGGACUGGACGGCACCUUGGAAGUGGUUGACAGUGUAGACGAGGUUGCAAGUAACUGAACACGGUACCACUUGCCUGGUUUGACUCUAGAAGGACGUAAAGGCACUCCUGCCCUGCACUUUGACCCCUUAACUUUUCAAGCCUAAACGACACACCUUCCAUAUCAUGUGACGUUCAUGACUGAGCCGACAGGAAACGGUAGUAAUCUCAUCACAGUGGAAGCUAACACAUUAGUUCUUUUCUUUGACUCUGUGUGCUUAGAGGGUCUUACUAAUCAGGAUUUAGUUAACUGUAUUGUUAAUGACUUCUAUUUCUCUCUUCUUGCACUGUAGACGGUUUGUCAUUAUUGUCAUCAUUAUAAGAACUUAUAUUCACAAGAUACUAUAGGAUGUGGUGAACACACAGUAGACACUAUCAGUGCAGCUCGGCUUACAAGCAGCGCAGUGCAACGAUACAAGACAUGCAACCCUGCCAAAAAAGGAUGUGGUGUUUUGUACAGAGUACAGAAAUACAUGCGUGCGGCAGAGCUAAUGGGUUGGUAGCUGGUCUUCACAACCCACUUCUCCACUUUGUUGAGAUUGUUUCUCUGCACUUGAAACACAAGUGUUAUUCCGUCACUCCUGUUUCCAAGAGCAAGAAAAGUGGCUGUGUGUGAGAAAGACAAAUCACUCUACCCCUUAACAUCCUACUCUUGCUUCUGUGCUCCCUUCAGUUUCUGCAGCAGCUUUAGAUCAGUGACCAAAAAUGUGUGACGUGUUGUUAUUGCUGUCCUCAACUGCACUUGUAAACAGAACACACUUUACAGUAGCUAAAGUUUGACGUUUAGGGAAAUAAGCUCACUUGCUUUCGACACUGCAUGUCUUUUGACUGUGGGAGGAAUCCAGAGUACCUGGAUUCAAACCCAGGACCCUUCUGCUGAGAGGCAGGAGAAGGGUCCUGGGUUUUCAGGUACAACCCAGAGCUUGAAUGGCAGUUUAGUGAAGGAGUCUUCAGUGUCAAGUCAAGAAGCAUGAUCAUCAUUACCCUUCAGUCAUAAAAGGCGGCUGGGGUACUGUUGUCACCCUGCCAGAGUGCACCAUGGACAAGAUGACAUAGGAUUUCAAAUUGAUACCAUAGCUGUAGCUACUAAAAAUCUCAGAUGAGUUGAAAUCCAGAGUUUUUAAAAAUCUUGUCAUGAAAGAAGUUGCCAAGGAUUUUGAAAUUUAUACAAUAGGUGCAUCUACUGGAAGCCUGUAGGGUAACUUUCUUCUGCAUUCACUGGGUUGAGCGCUCCAAGAAUUCAUCUUCUGGGGGUCAGGCUGUACAUCCUGAAGGGUCUGAGGAACAAGAUCGAGUAGAAACGAACCAAACUUAAAGAAUCUUUGCUCACCAACUCAACAACUCCAUAGUCACAAGGUUUAAAACUUAUAAUGCUAACAUUUUGACAUAGUGGAGGCAGUGCAUCACAGGUGUGCAAGUGGUCAGGAAAGGUUUUAUAAUAAUGACAGCCAUUUGAAGACCUAUGAGGGGCAAUUGAGCAAAUGUAGUAAAAAUCUUGAAUUUAUCUGGUAAGUGCUGCAGUGGUUAACACAGGCCCCUCACAGGAAGCAGGUCCUGGUGUGAAUCUGGUAGCUGACUGAGGCCUCUGUGUCCCUGUUCCUCUGUGGAUUGUUUCUGGUUUCUGCAUCCUCCCACAGCUUAAAGACACGCACCAUGAAUGAAAUUGGGAUUCUAAAUUUUCCAAAGGCAGAAAUGUGAGAAAAUUAGUUGAUGAAGAUUUUAUCCGAUGCAGUUUUUGUUUUUUAAUGGGUGGAACUUUAUCAUAGGAUCUCAUAUACCUUUAACCGCUGAGCACAUGUAAAAAAAACAAAAAUCAACACAAUUAGUCUCUGAGAUUCACUUAAUCCUUCUUAAAUGUGAGCAGGUUGAGCACCGAUGAAAGUCUGCACUUGUUGUUUAUGUUUCAUUGUGUGUACCAAUAUAUCUUCACUCUUCACACAUGCUGAUAACACUCACUAAACCUACACUGCUAAGUUGUGGUCUAAUUCCCAUGCUGCUAAGACACGUUCACCUUCUCAACCCUAUAAGAGGGCUUCUUGUCGUGGGCUCCAGGUGAGGUCCACUCAGUACCGUAGUUGUGUAUGUGUGUAUAUAAGUGUAAUGGUAUCUCUUUGUUGUUGAGAGGAGAGGCCUUCUGACGCAACCAGUGUUAUUUUCCUGACUAUUGACUCAACAUCUGUCUCUCAGUUCUGAUCUUUGUGGGGCCUUCCUGGAGGCACUCGUGGUCUCUGCAGUUUAACUGACCUGCCUGUCACGAUUGUGUGCUGUCAUUUAUGAAUGUUUGGUGAAACAGCAGCUGUAGGAAUUAUUCAACUACAUAUAAAAUGUAUGUAAACAAUGUCUGUUUAAAACAAAAAACUAAUCUGACUGAAUGUUAGUUUUGUGGGACCACCGAUCUGAACGUAGUCUCACACUAGAGCCCAGAGGACCGUGAAUGGCACAAAGACUGACGAGUACAUCAGUAAUGCUUUGGACUGAGCUUUUCCUUCAGACAGGUGGCAGGUUACGUUUAGUGGCCUUUGGUUAGUUUCUUUUCUUUGUUCUGUUUGUUAUGCCCUUCUUCUUCCAUGUACCCAUGGCGCGCCCCCUCCUGUUUUAGGAGUCGUUCCCCAAUGGCUGACUCUGUAGCGAUUCUAAUGUCAGAUGCCUGGUCAGAAUAAAUGCCAUCUGUCAAAAACAA